Messenger RNA from Delphinapterus leucas (beluga whale), 1232 nucleotides. The record is from RefSeq and is a predicted model, not a curated record. Lineage: Eukaryota; Metazoa; Chordata; Mammalia; Artiodactyla; Monodontidae.
AUGAUCAAGGUCAGCAUCAACAGAGGGAUCAGCAGUGUGAAUCAGCUGGGGGGGCUCUUUGUGAAUGGUCGGCCUCUGCCCCUGGACACCCGGCAGCAGAUCGCGCGGCUGGCCGUCAGCGGGAUGCGGCCCUGUGACAUCUCACGGAGCCUUAAGGUAUCUAAUGGCUGUGUGAGCAAGAUCCUAGGGCGUUACUACCGCACAGGUGUCUUGGAGCCCAAGGGGAUUGGGGGAAGCAAGCCGCGCCUGGCCACACCACCUGUGGUGGCUCGAAUCGCCCAGCUGAAGGGUGAGUGCCCAGCCCUCUUCGCCUGGGAGAUCCAACGCCAGCUCUGCGCUGAAGGGCUUUGCACCCAGGACAAGACCCCCAGUGUCUCCUCCAUCAACCGAGUCCUGCGGGCGAUACAGGAGGACCAGAGAUUCCCCGGGGCACAGCUCAGGUUGCCAGCUGUUUUGGCUCCAGUUCCUCCAACGCCACCUAGUGGCUCCGAGGCGCCCCGGGGGCCCCACCCAGGGACAGGCCACCGGAAUCGGACGAUCUUCUCCCCAGGCCAAGCUGAGGCGCUGGAGAAAGAGUUCCAGCGUGGGCAGUACCCUGACUCAGUGGCCCGCGGGAAGCUGGCUGCUGCCACCUCUCUGCCUGAAGACACGGUGAGGAUCUGGUUUUCCAACCGAAGAGCCAAAUGGCGCCGACAAGAGAAGCUCAAGGGGGAAAUGCGGUUUCCAGGUGCUUCCCAGGACCUGACUGUACCAAGUGCCUCCCCAGGGACCGUCUCUGCACAGCAACCCCCCGGCAGUGUGUCCACAGCGGUCCUACCUGCCCUGGCAUCCUUGGCUGCCUCCAGCUAUCCGCGGUUCUGGGGGACAGCAUCAGACAGAUGUCUGAGUGACACUCCACCACAAGGGUGUCUCAAGCCCUGCUGGGGCUACUUGCCCCCCACAGCCAAGCUCCCUGGAUUCACUCCUGCUUUGCCAUCCUUGCCGUUCCUUCCUCUGCCCCCAUCGCCAGUCUUGGUACCCAUCAGGUCUUGCUCUGGCCUGGCUCCCCACUUCGAGGCCUGGGAUGAGGGAGGCGGUCCAGAGUGGAAAGGAGAUGGGAUGGGAAGGAUCUGAUACCGCCUGCCCAAGCAGAGCAUCGCUCCUUCCUCCUUCCUGUGUCUCCUCCUCAUCUGUGGACCUUGCCCUUCUUAUGUGUCACCUGAUUGCAGAAGCCAUGCCCACCCACUUCUCAC